Pongo pygmaeus (Bornean orangutan) is the source of this 2365-nucleotide messenger RNA. It is a transcript of the gene TMEM179, whose product is annotated as transmembrane protein 179. Bases 48 to 749 code for a protein of 233 amino acids. The record is from RefSeq and is a predicted model, not a curated record. The transcript is spliced from 6 exons. Lineage: Eukaryota; Metazoa; Chordata; Mammalia; Primates; Hominidae.
CGCAGCUCCCCGCGGCCUCCCCGCCGCCGCUCUCGCCCGGGCCGGCCAUGGCGCUCAACAAUUUCCUUUUCGCGCAAUGCGCCUGCUACUUCUUGGCCUUCCUGUUCAGCUUCGUGGUGGUGGUCCCGCUGUCCGAGAAUGGCCACGACUUCCGCGGCCGCUGCCUGCUCUUCACCGAGGGCAUGUGGCUGAGCGCCAACCUCACGGUGCAGGAGCGCGAGCGCUUCACGGUGCAGGAGUGGGGCCCGCCCGCCGCCUGCCGCUUCAGCCUGCUCGCCAGCCUCCUGUCUCUGCUGCUGGCCGCCGCGCACGCCUGGCGCACGCUCUUCUUCCUCUGCAAGGGACACGAGGGCUCCUUCUUCUCCGCCUUCCUGAACCUCCUGGUCAGCGCCUUCGUGGUCUUCGUGGUCUUCAUUGCCAGCACCAUCGUGAGUGUGGGCUUCACCAUGUGGUGCGACACCAUCACCGAGAAGGGCACCGUGCCCCACAGUUGUGAAGAGCUCCAGGACAUCGACUUGGAGCUGGGCGUGGACAACUCUGCCUUCUAUGAUCAGUUUGCAAUUGCCCAGUUUGGCCUGUGGGCCUCAUGGCUGGCCUGGCUGGCCAUCACCACGCUGGCCUUCCUGAAGGUCUACCACAACUACCGUCAGGAGGACCUGCUGGACAGCCUGAUCCACGAGAAGGAGCUGCUGCUGGCCCGGCCGUCCCCACGCACCUCCUUCCAAGAGGAGAAGAGCGCCGUCAUUUAGGCACAGCGCAGGCAGGGGGAGCUGGCCCCUGACCUCCCUGCUGCGCUUGGGGGCACGGGCCUGCCUGGGGAAGCAGCUGGGGGGCUCUGCCUGGGCCCUGACCACAUGCAGCCCUGCGUGUGUCCCCUCGACACCACGUGUAGUGAGGUGAGCGCCCCAGUGCCCACCUGUGAGCCUAGCAGUGGACUGGGUGAGUGCCGGCUCCCUGAUGAGGAUGGUGCAGAGAGACUAUGGGUGUGGGGCGGAGGAGGGGGGCACCUCCAGGCCUCACACAGGGCCCCAUGGCUGUCCCAGUAGGACCUGACUGGCCAGCCUAUGUGGAGGGCAUCCAGAUUAUCUCCCCCAACCCUGGCCGGAUGCUGUCUCCAUGCCAGCUGGCCCAGGGGUGGCCAGACGUCACUCAGCCCUGAACGAAUUCUGCAUGAAUUCUGCCAUCCAGGCAGAGGCUACGUGUGGGGAGGAGCUCACGGCGCCUUCCAGCCUCUGGCCCCAGGUUGGCCCCCUUCCCAGCUGAGUCCCCCUCCUGGAUGGGUGCCAUAGGACUGGGAGACCCUGUGGCCAGGCUCAGGGAGGCUUCUGAGGCCUGUGAGCUCACCCCACUGUGUGUGGGUCCUGUCUGUGCUUCGCUGAGGGUCAGGAACAUGGUCAUCUGGGCUCCACAGAGUCGGGGGUAUCAUCUGGUUGGGGAUUUUGGGGGCACACGUACAACACAGAGGAUUGGGCCAGGAGCCAUGGCAGGGGUCUGUGUGUGGGUGAGUAUGGGAGGAUGUGAUUGUGAGUGCCUUUGUGCAUGGGAGGGUGUGAUUGUGUAUGUGAGAGAUGUGACUGAGUGUGCAUGUGCAGGUGUGACUGAGUGCAUGUGAGAGUGUGUGCAUGUGAGGGUGUGACUGUGUGCAUGUGAGAGUGACUGUGCAUGUGAGGGUGUGACUGAGUGUGCAUGUGCAGGUGUGACUGAGUGCAUGUGAGAGUGACUGUGGGCAUGUGAGGGUGUGACAGAGUGUGCAUGUGAGGGUGUGACUGUGCAUGUGAGGGUGUGACUGAGUGUGCAUGUGAGGGUGUGAGUGUGCAUGUGAGGGUGUGACUGUGCAUGUGAGGGUGUGACUGAGUGUGCAUGUGAAGGUGUGACUGAGUGUGCAUGUGAGGGUGUGACUGUGCAUGUGAGGGUGUGACUGAGUGUGCAUGUGAGGGUGUGACAGAGUGUGCAUGUGAGGGUGUGACUGUGCAUGUGAGGGUGUGACUUGAGUGUGCAUGUGAAGGUGUGACUGUGUGCAUGUGAGGGUGUGACUGAGUGUGCAUGUGAAGGUGUGACUGAGUGUGCAUGUGAGGGUGUGACUGUGCAUGUGAGGGUGUGACUGAGUGUGCAUGUGAGGGUGUGACUGAGUGUGCAUGUGAGGGUGUGACUGUGUGCAUGUGAGGGUGUGACUGAGUGUGCAUGUGAAGGUGUGACUGAGUGUGCAUGUGAGGGUGUGACUGAGUGUGCAUGUGAGGGUGUGACUGAGUGUGCAUGUAAGGGUGUGAGUGUGCAUGUGAAGGUGUGACUGACUCUGCAUGUGAAGGUGUGACUGCAUGUGAGGGUGUGACUGAGUGUGCAUGUGAGGGUGUGAGUGUGCAUGUGA